Messenger RNA from Cucurbita moschata (crookneck pumpkin), 1607 nucleotides. RefSeq names its product AAA-ATPase At3g50940-like. Gene Ontology annotation, molecular function: ATP binding; ATP hydrolysis activity. Lineage: Eukaryota; Viridiplantae; Streptophyta; Magnoliopsida; Cucurbitales; Cucurbitaceae. The transcript has a single exon. The coding region runs from base 1 to 1512 and encodes 503 amino acids. The record is from RefSeq and is a predicted model, not a curated record.
AUGGAGAUCCUGUCUCAAUUAUGGUCAUUGCUAGGCCUUAUCACACUCCUCCAAAACAUCCUCCCUUCCCAAUUCCUCUCUCUUCUCCAUUCCCUUUACGAAUCCCUUCAAGAUUUCUUCACCCCUUACUCCUAUUACCACAUCCCUGAAUUCAACGCCUACUCCUCCCUCGACCUCAACCAACUCUACCGUCACGCCACCCUCUACCUCAACUCCCUCCACAACUCCCCCGCCUGCCGCCGUCUCUCCCUCUCCCGCUUCAAAUCCUCCACCACAAUCUCCUUCACCGUCGCUCCAAAUCACUCUGUUCACGACACCUUUAAAGGCCAACGAAUUUCCUGGACCCACCACGUCGACACCCUUCAGGAUUCAUUGGAUGAGAAACGAAGCUUCUCUCUCAGAAUCCCCAAACGCCACUGCCAUUCCCUCCUCCCUCUGUAUCUCGAUCACGUCACCUCCACGGCGGCGGAAUUCGAACGGACCUCUCGUGAACGGCGGCUCUUCACCAACAAUGGCAAUGCCAGUUCUUACGAUUCUAGCUGGGUCUCUGUCCCGUUUCGACAUCCUUCCACUUUUGAUACUCUGGCGCUCGAAACAGAGCUGAAAAAACAGAUUGUGGAUGAUUUGACUGAGUUCGCCGCUGGCAGGGAGUUUUACGGUAGUGUCGGCCGCGCGUGGAAACGUGGGUAUUUGCUUUAUGGACCUCCUGGGUCUGGGAAAUCGAGCUUGAUUGCAGCAAUGGCGAAUUUCUUCUGUUAUGAUGUGUACGAUUUGGAAUUGACCAAGGUUUCUGAUAAUUCUGAGCUUCGGUCGCUUCUUAUUCAGACGACCAACCGGUCGGUGAUUGCUAUAGAGGAUAUUGAUUGUUCUGUUGAUCUGACGGCGGAUCGGAGUUCGAAGGCUGCGGCGCGUGGGGAUCACGAGGAAGAGGUGGGGCGCGUGACGUUGUCGGGGCUUUUGAAUUUCACAGAUGGGCUUUGGUCGUGCUGUGGGGAAGAAAGGAUCGUCGUUUUCACGACGAAUUACAAGGAGAAAAUUGAUCCGGCGUUGGUCCGGUGUGGCCGGAUGGAUGUGCACGUGAGCCUCGGCAUGUGCGGGCCAGCAGCGUUUCGGACACUUGUGAGGAACUAUUUGGAGAUUGAGUCUCACGCGCUCUUUGACGUCGUUGAUAACUGUAUAAGGUCCGGCGGCGGCCUGACGCCGGCGCAGAUUGGGGAGAUUUUGCUGAGGAAUCACCGGGAUGUUGACGUGGCGAUGAGGGAGGUUGUCGCCGCUUUGCAGGCGAGAGUUUUAGCUGGCGGAGGUGGAGAGGAGGGGGCGGACUAUGAAGAAAUGGUGAUGAGAUCGCCGGAGAGCGUUCUGGGGGUGGGUUCGCCGGAGAAUUGGGAUUCCUCGCCGGGAAAACAUGUGGGGAAGAGGAGGAAAGAAGGGCAGACGCCGGGGAAGAAAGUGAAUUUUUUGGUCAGACUUCGGUCGUUGACUAAGUCUGAAUCUGGAAGAAGAGGGAUUUGACUUUGUGCUUGUCAUUCUUGUUUUUUUUCUUUUUAUUUUGUUUUUAAUUUCGAAUUUUUGAAGCAUGUCUUGUACAUUAAAGAGUGUAUCAUAAA